Messenger RNA from Diceros bicornis minor, 1554 nucleotides. RefSeq names its product class I histocompatibility antigen, Gogo-B*0101 alpha chain-like. Gene Ontology annotation, biological process: immune response; antigen processing and presentation of endogenous peptide antigen via MHC class Ib; positive regulation of T cell mediated cytotoxicity. Gene Ontology annotation, molecular function: peptide antigen binding; signaling receptor binding. The transcript has 8 exons. The record is from RefSeq and is a predicted model, not a curated record. Bases 41 to 1138 code for a protein of 365 amino acids. Gene Ontology annotation, cellular component: external side of plasma membrane. NCBI's taxonomy places the organism in Eukaryota, Metazoa, Chordata, Mammalia, Perissodactyla, Rhinocerotidae.
CGGGAACUCAGAUUCUCCCCAGACUCCGAAGAGCGAGGUUAUGGCGCCCGGAACCCUCCUCCUGCUGCUCUCGGGGGCCCUGUUCCUGACCGAGACCUGGGCGGGCUCCCACUCCCUGAGGUAUUUCUUCACUGGCGUGUCCCGGCCCGGCCGCGGGGAGCCCCGCUUCAUCGCCGUCGGCUACGUGGACGACACGCAGUUCGUGCGGUUCGACAGCGACGCCGCGAGUCCGAGGGCGGAGCCGCGGGCGCCGUGGGUGGAGCAGGAGGGACAGGAGUAUUGGGAGGAGCAGACCCGGAUCUACAAGGAGCAAACACAGAAUUUUGGAAGGAGGCUGAACACCAUCCCCGGCUACUACAACCAGAGCCAGGCCGGGUCUCACACCCUACAGAGGCUGGUUGGCUGCGACGUGGGGCCGGACGGGCGCUUCCUCCGCGGAUACAGUCGGGACGCCUACGACGGCGCCGAUUACAUCGCCCUGAGUGAGGACCUGCACUCCUGGACCGCGGCGGAUACGGUGGCUCAGAUCACGCGGCGCAAGUGGGAGACGGCCGGUGAGGUGGAGAGCUGCAGGGCCUACCUGGAGGGCACGUGCGUGGAGUGGCUCCACAGACACCUGGAGAACGGGAAGGAGACGCUGAAGCGUAAGGAGCCCCCCAAGACACAUGUGACCCACCACCCCAUCUCUGACCGUGAGGUCACCUUGAGGUGCUGGGGCCUGGACUUCUACCCUGCGGAGAUCACCCUGACCUGGCAGCGUGAUGGGGAGGACCAGACCCAAGACAUGGAGCUUGUGGAGACCAGGCCUGCAGGGGACGGGACCUUCCAGAAGUGGGCGGCUGUGGUGGUGCCUUCUGGAGACGAGCAGAGAUACACGUGCCAUGUGCAGCACGAGGGGCUGCCUGAGCCCCUCACCCUGAGAUGGGAGCCGCCUCCUGAGUCCACCAUCCCCAUUGUGGGCAUCAUUGCUGGCCUGGUUGUCUUUGUGGUCAUUGUAACUGUGGUGGCUGGAGUUGUGAUCUGGAGGAAGAACCGCUCAGGGUGUUUUCUUCCCACUGGCGGAAAAGGAGGGAGCUACACUCAGGCUGCAAGGAGCCACAGUGCCCAGGGCUCUGAUGUGUCUCUCACAGCAGCGUGAGACAGCUGCCUUGUGGGGAACUGAGUGAUAUAAAAUUUGUUCACCCCAUCCCCAUUGUGACUUCAGGAAUCUCUGACUUCUGUUUCUGCAAAGGGCAUCUGAGUGUAUCUGCGUUCCUAUUAGCAUAAUGAGAAGAAGUGAGAGACUGGUCUCCCUUGUGACCCCCUCCCCACACUGACCUGUAUUCUCUUCCGUGAUCAACUUUCCUGUUCCAGCAGAGCGGGGCUGGGCCGUCUCCAUCCCUGUCUUAACUUUGUGUUGCUCUGAGCUGCAGCUUCUUACUGCCUUAUUGAAAAUAAGAAUUGGGAUAUGAACUUGUUUUUUUUAAAUUCUUGCCAUGGGGGAUUGAUGGGUUAAUUAAAGGAGAAGAUUCCUAAAAUUUGAGAAGAGAAAUAAAUGGAAGCACUGAGAACUUU